Hordeum vulgare subsp. vulgare (domesticated barley) is the source of this 1035-nucleotide messenger RNA. Its product is annotated as late embryogenis abundant protein 41-like. The coding region runs from base 404 to 691 and encodes 95 amino acids. Gene Ontology annotation, biological process: response to stress. The record is from RefSeq and is a predicted model, not a curated record. NCBI's taxonomy places the organism in Eukaryota, Viridiplantae, Streptophyta, Magnoliopsida, Poales, Poaceae. The transcript has a single exon. Gene Ontology annotation, cellular component: mitochondrion.
AGCGCGCGUCGCUAUCGUCAAGUUCAUGUCGACCCGGCAAUGCACGCUAACAUCAGCUCGAGACGAGUAAACAAAAAUAUCAAGAAGUCGACCACGUAGGAAGGGGGGGAAGGAAGCGACGAACCCGCGGCGCCAUUUCCUGCGUCCCGUCGCGUCUGGCACGUACCGGUCCGCCGCGCUGACGGCCUCCAAAAGCCACCGAAUCUUUGACAAACCCCCGCGCCGUUGGGCCCUUUUUACCGCACCUGCCCCUCCAAGCUUCCCUUUAUAUACGGGCCCUGGCCUCUCCCGUUCCCCCACACCACCACCAAAGCCCACCAAGCCUCAAACGCCCACGUUGGAGCAGUAGCAGCAAAGAGCCGGAGCCCACCAGCCGUCCGAUCGUCCGGCGCAGACAGAUCCGAUGGCCCUCGCUCUCUCCGGCUCCGCUGCUGCCCGCGCGCUCGCCCAGCGGCUGGCCCCGGCCACCACCAGGGGCUACGCGGCGGCGGCCUCCUCCGGGGCGAUGAGGCGCGGCGCCGCAGCGACAGCGGACGGCAAGGCGGCCAGGGAGGCCGAGAAGGCCGCGGCCGACUCCUCGUGGGUGCCCGACCCCGUCACCGGCCACUACCGCCCCGCCAACCGCUCCUCCGGCGCCGACCCCGCCGACCUCCGCGCCGCGCACCUCGGGCAGACCUACGCCCGGGCUUGAAGCCCCCGAUCAGCUCGACCCUCCUGGUCCCGCCAGCCAUGGAAGGAAAACCGCUAUGCUACGUAUAACGACUAAUGAGGGAAGGCAGGGGGCGCUCGAGCGCCGAGCGCCGCGCGGGUUAACGACGCAUCAUCAUCAUCAUCAUCGUCGAUCCUAUUACUACGGGGGGAGAUGCGGCCUGGAUGUUGGGCUGUUUCCCAUUGUGUGUGCGUGCGUGGGUGGGUGGACGGGCUUGGAUGCCCUGCUGUAGUGUUCGUGUGCUCGGAUCAGAUGCAUUUCUCAUCGAUCAAGCAGGGCUUGUACUCCUUUUUAUCGAUUUAUAUGCAGUAAAAUUAAUGGAGGAA